AUGUUCGAGUCGCAGAUCCUCAGGCGCAUGCGUCAUGUCUGGGACUCGGCCCGGGAGGAACAACAGCAGUAUUCUAAUAUGCCUUCUUCUGCGAAGCCUGAGUCCUCUCGUCUAUUAGAGGAAGAUCCAUAUCAAGCGGGUUAUGGGUAUGGAGCGUUCAAUACUGCCCAGCAUACGAACCAACCGGAUCCGGAAUCUGUGAGGCGUGAGCGGGAGGCUCUGGAGGCUAUCUGCCAGCGAACAUCAGAUUCCGUCAUCGAUAUCUGGUCCCUCCAACCCCAACCUCACCUCCAACCCCGUGCAACCCUCCACGGCCCUACGUCAGCAUCAACUUCUCCAACUCCCGACAACGAGAAUGCCACCCUCACCAUCCCUGCGGACCGCACAUCGCAAACCAGCCGACCUACCUCCGGCACUGGCGGCGCUGUCCCAAAACACUGGGGCGAAGUCGUGGUCAACCCGACCAAGAAGCGGUCUCGUCCGGACAUGAAAGUCGACGGGGACGCGAAGCGUGACGUCUUCGGUGUCUUGCAGGUCAAUUGA
Molecule: messenger RNA, 543 nt
Organism: Penicillium lagena
Lineage: Eukaryota; Fungi; Ascomycota; Eurotiomycetes; Eurotiales; Aspergillaceae
Product: LAMTOR1/MEH1 family protein
Exons: 2
Coding region: 1-543 (180 amino acids)
Biological process (GO): cellular response to amino acid stimulus; positive regulation of TOR signaling; lysosome organization
Cellular component (GO): Ragulator complex; membrane raft; late endosome membrane
Source: RefSeq, a predicted model, not a curated record